AUGCCAAAUAUGGAGCCUGAGGGGCAGGAGCUGGGCACCGAGAGCCGGGGGCAGGGCGGCCAGAGCGGGCACAAGCACAAGCCGUGCCCCGACGCAGACAUGAACCUGUGCUGGAGUGAGAUCAAGCGCAAGUCCCACAACAUCAGGGCUCGGCUGGAGGCGUUCUCGGACAACAGCGGGAAGCUGCAGCUCUCCCUGCAAGAGAUCAUCGAAUGGCUCACUGCCAAAGACGAGGAGCUGUCCGAGCAGCUGCCCAUAGGGGGCGACGUGGGGGCCGUGCAGCACCAGAGGGAGUUCCACCAGGCGUUUAUGGAGGAUGUGAAGUGCCGAGGGCCAUUCAUCUACUCGGUGCUGGAGUCGGCCCAGGCCUUCCUGGCCCAGCACCCCUUCCAGGAGCCCGAGGAGUCGCUGCCUGACGGCAAAGAGUUGUCCCCGCGCCGGCGCAUGCUCAGCGUGAGUCGCACAGUGUGGAAGCAGGCGAACGUGGCGAGCGACCUGUGGGAGAAGCUGACGGCGCGCUUCGUGGACCGCCACCGGCACAUGGAGCGCACACUGGAGCGGCUGCUGCACAUGCAGGCCGCCAUGGAGGAGCUGGCCGCCGCGCUGGAGCAGGCUGAGGGCGUGCGCGACGCCUGGGAGCCCGUCGGAGACCUCUUCAUCGACUCGCUGCAGGACCACAUCGACGCCACCAAGCUGUUCAAAGAGGAGCUCUCGCAGGUGAAGGAGGGGAUGAAACAACUGAACGACCUGGCUCACCAGCUGGCCAUCUCAGACGUGCACCUGUCCAUGGAGAACGCCCGCGCCCUCGAGCACCUCAACAACCGCUGGAAGGUCCUGCAGGGCUCCAUCGAGGAGCGUCUGAAGCAGCUCCAGGAUGCGCAUCGAGACUUUGGUCCUGGAUCGCAACACUUCCUCUCCAGCUCGGUGCAGAUUCCCUGGGAGAGGGCCAUAUCCCCCAACAAAGUGCCCUACUACAUCAACCAUCAGGCCCAGACUACCUGCUGGGAUCAUCCAAAGAUGACAGAGCUCUACCAGGCGCUGGCGGACAUGAACAACAUCAAGUUCUCAUUGCAGAUGAAUGAAGCUCGGGCCGUGCAGAAGGCCCUGAGGCUGGACCUGCUGACGCUGGCCAGCGUGGUGGAGGUGUUCCGUGAGCAGGAGCUGCAGGCAGGGGAGCGAGUGCUGGACGUGGUGGAGGUGAUCCACGCCCUGACUGCCCUCUACGAGCGCCUGGAGGAGGAGCGCGCCGUGCUCAUCAACAUCCCACUCUGCGUCGACAUGUGCCUCAACUGGCUGCUCAACGUCUAUGACAGCGGUCGCAAUGGAAAGAUGCGGGUGCUCUCCUUCAAGACAGGCCUGGUGAGCUUGUGCAAAGCUGACCUCCAGGAGAAAUACAAAUAUCUUUUCCGGCAGGUGUGUGGUCAGGGUGGCCUGGCGGACCAGCGGCACCUGAGUCUCUUGCUGCACGAGGCCAUCCAGAUCCCACAGCUUCCGGGCGAGGGUGGGCAGCCUUCGGAGGCAACAGCCCGUGGAGUUGCCUGUAUGGGCAAGAGUGAGUCCGCCAAGCACCAGGCCAAGUGGCUACAUCUGCAAACAGUGCCCCAUCAAAGGCUUCCAGGUGAAAGAGCUCCGGGGAAGCCGGCUAUCGAGGCGUCCCACUUCCUGGAGUGGAUGAGCCUGGAGCCCCAGUCUCUAGUGUGGCUGCCCGUCCUGCACCGCGUCGCCGUAGCCGAGUCGGCCAAGCACCAGGCCAAGUGCUACAUCUGCAAACAGUGCCCCAUCAAAGGCUUCAGGUACCGCAGCCUCAAGCAGUUCAACGUGGACAUCUGCCAGACGUGCUUCCUCACCGGGCGCACCACCAAAGGGAAAAAGCUGCACUACCCCAUCAUGGAGUACUACACCCCCACCACCUCGGGCGAGAGGAUGAGGGACUUUGCCAAGACGCUGAAGAACAAGUUCCGCUCGAAGCAGUACUUCAGCAAGCACCCGCAGCGCGGCUACCUGCCCGUGCAGUCCGUCCUGGAGGCUGAGAGCACCGAGACGCCCUGCUCCUCACCCAAACUACCCCAUGCAGACACACACAGCCGGAUUGAGCACUUUGCCAGCAGGUUGGCAGAGAUGGAGAAUCAGAACUGCUCCUUCUUCACUGACAGCCUCUCACCGGAUGAAAGCCUGGAUGAAGAUCAGUACCUCCUGCGUCACUCCAGCCCCGCCCUGGAGCAGGACUCCCCGCUGGGAGCGCACCUGCUGCUGGCCAACAUCGACUGCCAGGACAAGGACGAGCUGCAGCGCACACUGGCCCGCCUGGAGAACGAGAACCGCAUCCUGCAGGGGGAGUACCGUCGUCUGAAGUGGCGGCACCAGGAGGCGGUGGCGUCGCCGCAGCUGACGGACGGCGACGGGGCGCUGGGCUCGCCGACGGGCCCGCAGGAUGAGGAGCUGCUGGCCGAGGCGCGUGUCCUGCGCCAGCACAAGACCCGGCUGGAGACGCGCAUGCAGAUCCUGGAGGACCACAACAAGCAGCUGGAGUCACAGCUGCACCGGCUCCGAGAGCUGCUGCUGCAGCCCAAAGAUGACUCGGAGACGAACGGGUCGGAGCCCUCCUCCCUCUCUUCGCCGGUGUCUGGGGGCGCCCACCAGGGGGAGCUACGGAGCAGAGAGACCACAGACACGGAGGCAGCAGGUGAUGACAUUGACCAAGAGCACGACACCGUUCUACAGCUCCAGGAGGUGAUUGAGCAGCUGAGGAACGUCUUUCCCUCGGAACCAGGCGGCGGAUGGACGGAUGAGUGCCGGAGUCCGGGGGGAGGUCACCGUGGGGCCGACUGAUGGACACUGGCCUUUUCUCUCCUUCGCUCACGCCGCUCCGCAACAGAGCCAGCAGAGCGCAACGAUAACCUCCAUCCAUCCUUCCAUCACACACACUGCCCUGCUCACAGCUGUGCGCUCCCCCUCAGCACCACACACACACACACACACACACACACACCCUCAGUCGUCGUCACCCACAUACCCACAUUCGCACACAUACACACACUCACACAACUCAACGGUGCCAAAGGCUAACGUUUGUCCAGACACUGUGCUUAACCAGCUGUGUGGAGUGGGCUGGAGUGUGAGAGGCUCUGUAGGUUGAACCGUGACAGCACAACGACCUUCUAGCAAAAACGGACAGGCACAACCACUCUUAACGAAACAAAAGCAAAAGGUCUUCUCUUCUUUUCAUUCCCCUCAUCAUUCUACUCUUCCCCUCCCUCCCUCCUACCCACCCACCCACAUCUCUUGCUCAUCAGAGUGCCACAAACUACAGAGUCUGGAUCACUGUGUGUCUGUGUGUGUGUGUGUGUGUGUGUGUGUUACUAACUCUCAGUCAAGCUCAGCCAUUUCUCUGAGCAUGGUUCGUGGGGUAGGUCUCAUCGGUCAGGUCAUGCGUGAGGGAGG
This is a messenger RNA of Alosa alosa (allis shad), 3441 nucleotides long. RefSeq names its product dystrophin related protein 2 (gene drp2). Gene Ontology annotation, molecular function: protein binding; zinc ion binding. Gene Ontology annotation, cellular component: plasma membrane. The record is from RefSeq and is a predicted model, not a curated record. Gene Ontology annotation, biological process: synaptic signaling. NCBI's taxonomy places the organism in Eukaryota, Metazoa, Chordata, Actinopteri, Clupeiformes, Clupeidae.